Nerophis ophidion (straightnose pipefish) is the source of this 2715-nucleotide messenger RNA. RefSeq names its product syndecan binding protein (syntenin) 2 (gene sdcbp2). The transcript is spliced from 9 exons. Bases 190 to 1113 code for a protein of 307 amino acids. The record is from RefSeq and is a predicted model, not a curated record. Gene Ontology annotation, molecular function: protein binding. NCBI's taxonomy places the organism in Eukaryota, Metazoa, Chordata, Actinopteri, Syngnathiformes, Syngnathidae. Gene Ontology annotation, cellular component: plasma membrane; cytoplasm.
CGCGAGAGCUGGAACUUCAGGUGUGACGUCACUUUCCAGAAUCCCCUUCUUUGGUCGACGGGAGCGAAAGAAUAAAGCAACAACAACAACAGCAAGACAAAAAAAAAGACAUUUUGAACAGUGCGGCCGUCGCGGACUUUGGUUGGAAGAAGAAAGCGAGCUUUUUAUUGUCGUUUGAACAUUUCCAGGAUGUCUCUGUACCCGUCUCUGGAGGACAUGAAGGUGGACAAGGUGAUGAGGGCCCAGGCCCAGUAUGCCCACACCUCCACCCUCAACUCCACCAUGCCAGCAGCCAUCACCGAGGGGGGCGAGCAGCUGCAGCAGCCGGCGACUGCUGGGAUGCUGUCAUCCAGCUUGUACCCUAACCUGGAGGAGCUGGGAGACUACAUGGGUCUGAGCCUCAACAGUGAUGAGGUGCAGCAAAACCUGGCCAUGCUGCCCGUGGCCAACAAUCAAGUGGCGGUGCCCUCCUACUCGGGUGUGGCGGGGAUGGUGUGCCCUAUUACGGGCUCCGACGUCGGCAUCCGGAGGGCCGAGGUCCGCCAAGGGCUGCGAGAAAUCAUCCUGUGCAAGGACCAGGACGGCAAGGUUGGACUGCGCCUCAGGGCCAUUGACAACGGAGUGUUUGUUCAGCUGGUACAGGCCAACUCCCCCGCUGCCUUGGCCGGCCUGCGCUUCGGCGACCAGGUACUUCAGAUCAACGGGCAGAACUGCGCCGGCUGGAGCGUGGAUAAGUCCCACAAGGCCCUGAAGGCUGCGGCCGAGACCCGCAUUGAGAUGGUGGUCAGGGACAGGCCCUUCCAGCGCACUGUCACCAUGCACAAGGACAGCUCGGGUCACGUGGGCUUCAUCUACAAGUCUGGGAAAAUCACAUCGCUGGUCAAGGACGGCUCCGCCGCUCGCAACGGCCUGCUGACCGACCACUACAUCUGCGAGAUCAACGGGCAGAACGUCAUUGGACUCAAGGAUUCCCAGAUAAAAGAUAUUCUCACGUCCUCCCCGACUGCCAUGACCAUCACCAUCAUGCCCAAGUUCAUCUACGAGCACAUGAUUAAGAGGAUGUCCAGCAGCCUGCUCAAGUCGGCCAUGGACCACUCCAUCCCCGAAGUGUGACUCGGCACAAAGAGCAGGGAGUCUCGUAAAAGACGCCGACAUCUCUUUUAUUCUUUCCUUCAACCGUCUGCCAUUACUCCUCUUUGUUUACUUCAUCUUUACAAUUGCCUCGGUGUCUGCUAAGAUCACCAAAUGUCUUUUUUUUUAGUUUUGUUUAUUUUCGCAUUCUUGCUGGAGUCAAAGGACGGUCCAAGAUGGUUUCUAUUUUCCCAUCCACGCAAAGUCCGGAGCUUCCUCUCCGUUCAUUUCUCUUCUCGUCCCCUUAUGCUCCAAGAUGCUGUAAACAAGCCACGUCUCCCACGUUUAAAAAAAAAAAAAAAAAAAAAAAUCUAAAUAAUUCCACAGUAAUAUUAGCAGACAUUGAUCACAUGAUAUACACUUACAUGAAGCUAGCGUUAUCAUCGGCCAAAAUGACAUAAAUAUCAAAUGAAAUACGGAACUCAUUCAGUAAAAUGUGAAAUAAUUUGCUAAAUUACCAAUCAUUCAUUCAUUUGUGAAAUAUCAAUCAAUAAAUAUCUGUAAACUGUUAUUAAUGUAUGAAUUGCAAUUUGGAACUUUUAUUUUUCUAAUGUACUACUGACCUUUUUUUUUUACUUGUAAUAUUUCAAAUUUAUUCUCUCUUUUUUACAAAAACAGAUUUAUAUGGUAAUAUUCCACCUUUUUUCUGUACUCUUAUAAUUUUUACAGACUUCCCCCAAAAUGCAACUUUCAUGUUAUUGCCACAUUUUUUCCUGUCCCAUUUGAUAUGAUUUCAUUAUUAUUAUUUUUUCCGACGACUUUAUUUGCCUCAUUUUAAAAAAACUCAAGUUAGUAUUUACAAUAUUAUAAAUUCUACCUACAGUUAUUUCCCAAAACAUUGUUAGUAUUCUUUUUUUUAAAUUAAAUUUUCACAAUAUUAUUAUCCUUGAGGUAUUACAACACUUUUUCAUGACCAAUGCACAUAUUAAUAAUUGUAUUAAAUUGCAAUGUAUUUAUUGGCAUUUUGAAAUUUAUAAAAUGUAUAUUUGUAAUUGUAUUUCAUGACGAUGCAUUGGAAAAAUAGCCGGACAAUCACUUUUUUUCAAUUUCAUGAAAUAAAUUACAUAAAAAAAUAAGUCAAUUAAAAAAAUAAAAUAAAUAAAUGAAUAUAUUGGUCAUAAAACAGUUCCCAUAAUUUAAUUGGUGUCUUAUGAAUCAUUUCACAAUUUAAUGAAUGAUUGAAUUGGUUUGGAUAUUUAUUCAUUUACGGACAAAAAAAAAAGCUACAAAAGCUGAAAAUGUGCUCGUAUAUUUCAAGAUGGGGGGGGGGGUACAGGUUAGUUUCAUUUCUUGGGAGCUGACUAUGUGCUGGACGGAGCCACUAAGUGCACUUUCCAUGACCUUUUUUUAAGAUACAUUUCCUGCGUUCUUUCUGUCCUUAAAUAAUUGUGCGUGUGGUGCCUCUUGUUUGAAUGCGGAUUUUACAUUUAACUCACCUCUAAAUGUCCCUGUUAAAAAAAAAAAAAAAAAAGGUAUAUUCUGCUUCCGGAUGCAUGUAUUCAUCUCCCACGUAUGCAAUCUGAUAUGAAUGUAAGCAACAUACUACUAUCGUCAAGCAAAUAAAACACAAUCAUUAGACACGUC